AUGCUGAAGAAGACUGUUAAGAGGAAGCUGGACCUGGAUGGGAAAGACGGUGGUGGGGUCAACUUACACCGGGUGUACAAAUUCAAGAUCUUACUCCCAAAUGGGGUGACGGUUGGACUAAGAUUGAGUAACCCUGAACCUGAAAUGUCACUCCAGAAUUUCAUUCAGAAGUUGAGAGAGGAGUAUGUCAUUGUGAGGAGGCAAUCAGGGGAAGAAAACGAAACCGCUUUGAUGAGUGUAUUGAGGUGA
Molecule: messenger RNA, 249 nt
Organism: Linum trigynum
Lineage: Eukaryota; Viridiplantae; Streptophyta; Magnoliopsida; Malpighiales; Linaceae
Source: the annotation of a GenBank genome assembly